CCCUUCACUCUUCCUUCUCUUCGGUUCGGUCCCAGCCACACACCACCGAUUUCUCUCUUUCUACUCGGCACGUUCUAUCUCUCCACGGUAAGAUCGUUCAUUCUCUCUCUCCUAGGCUUCAACUUGUGCAUUGUAGGCUUCUUCGCCAUAGGUGGUAUGUUUGCAUUUUGCCGUUUGCACCAGAACCUAGCACCUAUCUUCACAACCCUCCAAAGAAUCAUUCCUAGAGGAUCGAGGGUUGAAGCAUUGAUAAAAUUUAUUGUUGAACAGUUUGACUGUAGUUGGCAAGUAAUAUGGAGUUGUCUCUUGCAUGGGAUACCGAUGUUCAGCUCAGUAACUGCAGUUGUAGAUGCUGCUUUGGUGCUCCUUGGAAACAUAAUUUCAUAUGGACACAGCUCAGAAGUUUUAUUGGGUGCUUGUCUGUAUUAGCCACCUGACUCUGUACCUUGCAUAAAUUUUCUUUUGGUGCUUGGCAGCUUAAGGCUUCUUGUUGCUGUUGGCAGCUUAAGUGAUGCAGUUUAGUUUGGCAAUAAGCAAUCUUUUCUUUCCCCCUUGUUUUCUUUAUUCUCUCCUUCAAUCAUAUGAAUUAUAAGGAUAUUUUCCCUAUUGUUUUCUAAUAUUGGGCAAUGUAUGCUUUUUUUAGGAUUUGGUUUCCUCGAGGAUUAUAAAUUUCAGUCUCACUCAACGAGGGUUUGAAAGUUCCAUUGAAAUUUUUGUCCAUUUGUCCUGCUUUCUUGUUUUUCUUUAGUUAUCUAAUUCGUAUGUGGUAAUGCCUUUUGAUAGUGUGGGUAGUUCCUGUGGUGAUUUGCAUGAGUUGGGCUUUGAAUUUGCAUCAUAGUGUCAUUGGCAGCCAAUAUAAGAUAAGAUCUGCAUGCCUUAAAAAUAACUGUUUUCUAAAUACAAGAGAAGUUUAGGUCUAUGCUUCCUUAUAUCUACUUUAUUGGUUGGUUGGGUUUCAAAGUUGCGUAGUUUUCUUUUUUAUUGUUGGACAUGCUCUGGGAUGGGAGGGUUUUUAUGAUUUUGUUACCCCUAAAUUAAUUUGUUUAA
This is a messenger RNA of Quercus lobata, 1047 nucleotides long. Its product is annotated as serine/threonine-protein kinase ATM-like. The transcript is spliced from 5 exons. Lineage: Eukaryota; Viridiplantae; Streptophyta; Magnoliopsida; Fagales; Fagaceae. The record is from RefSeq and is a predicted model, not a curated record. The coding region runs from base 157 to 429 and encodes 90 amino acids.